Nelumbo nucifera (sacred lotus) is the source of this 3198-nucleotide messenger RNA. The record is from RefSeq and is a predicted model, not a curated record. Lineage: Eukaryota; Viridiplantae; Streptophyta; Magnoliopsida; Proteales; Nelumbonaceae.
AUGGCAGAAGCUGUGCUUUUUGACUUUGUUGGAAACAUAGUGGCGARCUUGGCCUCCCAAGCUAUUCAAGAGAUUGGUCUGGCAUCAAAUGUCGGAAAUGAUGUUGAAAAGCUCAAAAACAAGCUAUCAGCGAUCAAAGUUGUGCUUCUGGAUGCAGAGGAACAGCAAGCCAACAACGAUGCCGUGAAAGAUUGGCUGAGAAGGCUCAAGGACGCUGUUUAUGAUGCAGAUGACGUGGUAGAUGAAUUUGAAACUGAAGCUUUGCGAAGGCAAGUGGAGAUCCAUGGCAGCAGAAGUAAGGAGGUAAAAAACUUCUUUUCUCGUUCAAAUCCUCUUGCAUUCCGCCAUAAGAUGGGUCAUAGAAUAAAAGAGAUGAGAAAGAAUCUUGAAGUGAUUGCAUCAGAUAUGUCCAGAUUCCAUUUUAGAGAGAGGUUACAUGAUACCAGGCCAAUUGCAAACAUAGAGAGGAAGGAAACCCACUCCUUCAUACGUAAAUCGACUGUUAUCGGGCGAGAAGAAGAUAAAAAGAAGAUUGUAGAGAUUUUAUUAAAGGGACCCCCCGACUCCAACUUGGGUGGUGAUGAUGGUGUUCAUCAUCAUCAUCAUUAUCCAGCUGAUCAGAAUGUGGCCAUCAUUCCCAUAGUUGGAAUUGGGGGAUUGGGGAAGACCACACUUGCCCAAUUGGYCUACAACGACCAGAGUGUGGCAGAUCACUUUCACCUAAGAAUGUGGGUGUGCGUGUCYGAUGAAUUUGAUGUGAAAUUGCUAACACAAAAAAUUAUAAGAUGUGCCAACYCUUCAGAUAUAGAUUGUUCCAACAAAGAAAUGGAACAAUUACAGGCUAGCCUUCGAAAAGCUGUGGACGGGAGGAGAUAUCUACUGGGGUUCAUUGGAUCUUACCAAGGGAGUAGUAGUAGUAGUGAGAGGAGCUUGGAGGAAAUAGGUGAGGAGUAUUUCAACGAUCUAYUGUGGAGAUGCAUGUUUCAGGAAGCAAAAGAAGAUGAAGAGGGAAACAUAGUAAGUUGCAAAAUGCACGACCUCGUGCAUGACCUUGCUCAAUCAGUCGCCGAAGGGGUCGAGUGUUUUCGGAUAGAGAAGGGAGCUCCACCACCUACGAUAACUAUUCCUAAAGGAGUUCGACACGUGGCGCUUCUUGGCCAUGGAAGAUAUAAUAGUACUAACGGCAUUGAAUUCUGGUCACAAUUGAAACUUGCUAAUAAGGUGCGGACUCUUCUACGCUUGCCCCAUUAUUUUUGUUAUGGUGGCAGGGCAUUGCCAAUUGAAAGAAUAGUGAAUUGUUGUGCUUGCUUACGUGUGUUAGACUUACACGAUACAAGUAAUAAAAGCUUGCAAAUAAGUAGCAUAGGUGAAUUGAAGCACUUAAGGUACCUUGACCUCUCUUAUAAUCCGCAUAUUGAGACACUCCCUACAUCAAUCACUAAGCUCCAAAAUUUGCAGACCAUGAAACUUAUAAAUUGUUUUGGUCUUGAAAAUUUGCCCAAAGAUAUUGGAAAUAUGAAGAGCCUAAGACAUGUUGACCUCUCUGGGAACGAGGGAAUCAAAGCACUCCCUGCUUCUAUUACAAAACUAGAGAAUUUGCACACUCUAGGUCUUGCUUACUGUUCACUUGAAAAUUUGCCAGUUGACAUUAGGAGAAUCAAGGGAUUGGGGUUAUGUGGUGAGCAUAUUAAGCAGUUGCAUGGGCUGAACCAGCAGCUAAGCGGCCAUUUAAUUAUCAGGGGAGUUGAACAAGUGAGAGAUGGCAAGGAAGCAAACUUGAAGGAGAAGCCACACCUUCGAUCCUUGACUUUAUUAUAUCUAGGAAAAGGGGAUAAUGAUGAUGAUGCGUUGGAAGGACUGCAGCCACAUCCAAAUCUAAAGGAGUUGACGCUAAAAGGGUAUGGAGGGAUGAAAUUUGCUUCUUGGAUGAUUAAAUCCUCGUUGCUCCCAAAUCUAGUGAGAAUUGAGUUAAAGAAUUGUACAAGAUGCGAAUCUCUAGACUUCUCAGGUCCGCUCCCUUCCCUUGAGGUCCUUAAGCUAGAAUUGUUGUCUGCCCUCAAGAGUAUUACAAGUAAAUUGAGGAAAGGAGAUGGAUUCUUCCCAUCCUUAAAGGAACUCUACCUUCAGUACAUGCCUAAACUGGAGAGUUGGUCAAUAAUAAUGGAAAUAUUAGAUACUGAUCAGCAAGUAGUGGUAGUAGAAGAAGAAGAGUCACAUAACUCAUUAUCAGUAGUACUGUUCCCUCACCUUCCCAAUCGCUGGAUCAUAGAGGAUUGUCCUAAAUUGGAAAGUAUUCCUUGGGGUUUGCCGGCACGUGAAAGAGUGGAGUUAUCUUGGAUUGAUGCCAAGCCAUUGGAGUUAAUUCUGAAAAAGAAGAAGAAGAAGAAGAAGGAUAAAACCCCCAUCCCAUUAAUGUUGACAUCAUCAUCAUCAUCAACUACAAACUCAUCAUCCUCUUCUUCUUCUUCUUCUUUUCAACACUUCCUUCCCACUACUCAUGUAACCACCACAUCAUUGACAAUUGACGGCUGCCAAGACUUAGAGUCUUUUCCUUCGGAGGCGAUGGAAGGCUUGACUUCUAUCCGAUUUUUACAAAUUUCAUAUUGUAAUCAAUUGACAUCAUUGCAUCCUCAAGCAGUGAAGCAAUACCUCGCCGAUCUUGAAGAGUUGAAAAUUGAGUAUUGUCCAAACUUUCAUUCGUUGAAGGGCAUCGGAGGUCUUUCUGCCCUAAAAGUUUUGACGAUUAGGGAUCUGCGCCAAUUGGUGGAGCUGCCCGAGGAGCUUGGAGACGUCGAAUUGCUUGAAGAACUUUAUAUUGAUGACUGUCCCAAAUUGACAUCUCUACCUAAAGAAAUGAAGCAUCCAAAAACAGUACUACGGGAGCUACUAAUCGAGCAUUGUGCAAACUUUCAUUCGUUGGAGGGCAUAGGAGGUCUUACAGCCCUACAAGUUCUGAAGAUCGACGAUAUGCCCAAAUUGGUUGCAUUUCCAGAGGAGCUUGGAGACCUAAAAUCCCUUCGGGAACUUCAUAUUGAAGAUUGUCGUAAUCUAUCAUCACUACCUCAAGGUAUGCGGCGUCUGACAGAGCUACAGAUUCUACGGAUUCAAAAAUGUCCCGAGUUAAAGGAAAGAUACGCAACCGGUAAGGGUAAAGAUUGGCCUAAGAUAUCUCAUGUCCCAGAUGUGGAAAUACAAUGA